GCCACUUUCAGACUCGCUGCCGACGUUCACGACGGCGACGGUGUCCCUUUCGACGCUUCACUCAGGGCAACUCGUGAGACCCAUCCAGCAUGCCGUUCUAUCAGAUGCUAUGUAUCACGGCGCAUUACAACGAAUAUAGACCCAUAAAGGAGCUCGUGCAACGCACGGUGCAACAAGUCUGGGAUAGGGGAGGAGUUGUGCGCAGGCUGAAUUCGUGGGGGACGAAAACGUUGCCGCAGCGCAUGCGCCGACACAAGCAAUACCACCAGAUUGGCGACUACUGGACCAUGGAUUUCGACGCAUCUCCUCGCACGCUCCGUACGCUCAACAAUCUCAUGCGGGCUGACCCAAGUGUUGUACGGUGGACAGUUCUCAAGCUCGGGGACAAGGUCGAGAACAUCGUCACCCCCCCGUCAAAAACUACGCCACGGUGAUCGAUUCCGGCCGACUGUCGACGCUCGGGGCAGGUUUCCUUUGCUUCAUAUCUGUACUCAUACUCAUAGAACCAUAAUCCUCUUUGAAUCAUAAUCCUCAUUGCAUGCAUCUUUC
Fomitopsis serialis is the source of this 549-nucleotide messenger RNA. RefSeq names its product ribosomal protein S6. Gene Ontology annotation, cellular component: mitochondrial small ribosomal subunit; ribosome. The coding region runs from base 90 to 434 and encodes 114 amino acids. The transcript is spliced from 3 exons. Gene Ontology annotation, biological process: translation. The record is from RefSeq and is a predicted model, not a curated record. Gene Ontology annotation, molecular function: small ribosomal subunit rRNA binding; structural constituent of ribosome. Lineage: Eukaryota; Fungi; Basidiomycota; Agaricomycetes; Polyporales; Fomitopsidaceae.